AUGAACACUUCAGGACGUCCUCUGGGUGCAGCAGAAGAGCGGUCACUGGGAAAGAUGGUGAAAGCAGGCCCCCGGAAGGCAGCGAUGGAAGCGGAUUGCGGAGGCUCUCAGCAUGCCAACGGCAGCUGCAUCAUGGCACUCACCCUGCUGCCAAGAGGGCAGACAGCCUCCAUGGAGACUACCGGCAAAGAAAACUCAUCCAGUGUGACUGUAGCAGACUCUGAGACAGGAACUCAAGCAGGCCAGACACUGGGAAGCAGCUCGAUCCUGGCCGAGCUCCUGAAUGACAUCCCCUUCACGCUGGCACCGCACGUGCUGCAAAUGCAGGCUCCCUUCAGUGACCUUCCAGACCACUUGCUCUCCUCUGAUGUCAGCGAAAACCUGUCACGGUUUUGGUAUGAUUUUACUCUGGAAAAUUCAGUGCUCUGUGAUUCAUAAUCUCUGUGUCUAUCUGCACCUUAAGAGCUUUAAGAAAAUUUUGCCUUUAUUGUUUAACCUGUGGAUGUUCUUUGCCAUUUCACUGUACAAAAGCCCUUUAGUAUCACAAAACAACCCCCCCCAAAAAAAAACAUACAUUCACUGUUCUGUCUUAUUAUUAUUUUCAAUAAAAUGCACUUGUGUAAAAAUUGAAUGAUCCUUCCUUUCCCCUCAAGGAAGGAAGAAUGGCAAUGUGGCUGCCCAGGUUUGAUGGAAAGGAAGGUUCCUUGGCGAGUCGCCCCAAACCUAACACCUCACUUUAUCUGAGAAAGACUGUGAGGGACUGCUAUUUUCCCGCAGUUAGAGGGAGCGUGAAUUCUCUUCGCUGAUUUGGAGAAGCCUUGAAUUAACGUUCCACCCACCCUCUUUCUGAGGUGUUAAGAUUGAAUUGAGAGAGUUGCCUUGAUUUCUUCAGUCUGAUAUGCACAGAUUGAUGAAUAAAUAGAGAACGCUUCUGAAAAAGCAGUUGUAGUUUGUGAAUAGGAGAUGCUGUCCGAUUUGAGUGAGAAAUGUCCUUGUCUUAAACCAGUGGCCGGCUGGCCGCUGCCCCUCCACUGAGCCUCUACCCCUGCCUGUUUUGUUCUCUGCCGUUUUGCUACUUCAGCGUGUGCGCUCUCUCCAGCUUCCCAAGGAGCUCUCUCUGCUACCUCUAGCUCACUUGGCACUUUCCCUCCAUGGCACACAUGUUCCCAGUUUACGAUGAGAUUCACAUUUCCUUUUCAACCUGUCUGCCUCCCAAAGAAAAACAUCUCAUGGUGAUACGUAUUAUUGCUGAUAUCACCCCUAUUUAGAAAUUUGUUGGCCACAAUACAGAUGGAAAUGUUUUUCUGUCAGAAACACUGCCAUCAACUCAUUUCCUAUUAGAGUGCAGGCAGGACACCCAGCUAGGAAGGACCUUAAUGCUUGAGUAUCUAUUACUUAUUCCAACCAGAACAAAAGAAAACUGCCAUGGGGCCAUAACUGCAAAGGGGAAAAGUAGAUUCUGAUCGAGAGUUUUCUAUGCUGUAGAAAAUUUAAAUAACAUUUGGCUUGAUUAAUAGCACUAUGAUAUGUAAAUGCUGUGCCAAAUUGUAAGGAUGUUUUUCACAAAAAAUAAGAGUGCCAUAACACAAUUAAACACUGCAUAAAGGUACAUGAAUUAUUCAAGUUUCAAUCUGUCAUGCAUGCUUAUUUAAAAAAUAAAUGUGGUGUGAUCUUGGUAAAAAUGCUUGAAAAAUACUUUAUUUUUUAGAAGUUAAAGGAACAUUGCUGUUUACAAAAAUAUGCUUGGUUUAUUUAAAAAAAUGUUACCCUCUGAGCUUAAUGGUUAGAUUCUUAUAGUUUUUAUAAAACAGCAGUCUAGGAAAUAUGUCUUAUUACUGAUGCAUAUGUGAACAUUUUAAAGAAGUUUUUGUAAAAGUACAUCCUUUUUAAAUAUCUGUGUUAAUAUGCCCAUGAAGUUCAAUGUAAGCAUGUGGUCAGUUUGUCUAAUAUAUGUGUUAACUUGUCUAAAAUACUUAUGCAUUUCAUUUAUAUUUAUGUCUACCAUGUUAUAAAUAUUUUUAUUUCUUCAUAUGUCUAA
Messenger RNA from Echinops telfairi (small Madagascar hedgehog), 2038 nucleotides. It is a transcript of the gene UMAD1, whose product is annotated as UBAP1-MVB12-associated (UMA) domain containing 1. Lineage: Eukaryota; Metazoa; Chordata; Mammalia; Afrosoricida; Tenrecidae. The record is from RefSeq and is a predicted model, not a curated record. Bases 1 to 438 code for a protein of 145 amino acids. The transcript is spliced from 3 exons.